AAAAGAACUGAGGAGGACUCCGAGCUCCACACGCGCAUUCACACAACCAGGACCAGAGUCGGUGCGCUCUAGCAGAAAGCAUCCAACCUCUUCAUCUCACGGCUCAGUCAACUGUCUGUACUCCUCUCCAUACCUCCAAGCUUAAACUACUGACUCUCUAUAGAUCCCCCCCCUCAGCGAGAGAGCUAUUAUUUAUUUUUCCUUGACAUUUUUCCAAACUGAGCACAGAGCGCAUCACUAGUCGGGACUCUUGAUUUUCUUUUGCUGUAAGUUUUCGCACUGUCGGGGAGGAAGAGAUGGCAGUCCCGGUGAAAACAGCACUGGCUCUCCUGGUUCUCACUGCAGGAACUGCCUCGUGUGCAGAGGUAGAGGAGCGACUAGUAAAUCACCUGUUGUCACCGGAACGGUACAACAAGCUGAUCAGACCAGCUGUCAACAACAGCCAGCAGGUCACCAUUUACAUCCAAGUGUCUUUGGCCCAGCUCAUUAAUGUGAAUGAAAGGGAGCAGAUCAUGACCACCAACUGUUGGCUCACUCAGGGAUGGAACGACUACAGAUUAAUGUGGGAUCCUGAUGAAUACGAUGGAAUCAAGAAAAUCCGUCUCCCAUCACAACACAUUUGGCUGCCGGAUAUUGUUCUUUAUAACAAUGCUGAUGGGACCUAUGAAGUUUCUUUUUACUCCAAUGCUGUAGUAUCUAACAAUGGAGAAGUGGCCUGGCUUCCACCUGCUAUUUACAAGUCUGCCUGCAAAAUUGAAGUCAGGGAUUUCCCCUUUGAUCAGCAAAACUGCACCCUCAAGUUCCGUUCUUGGACCUACGACCACACAGAAAUCGAUCUCAUCCUCCUCAGCGAUUACGCCUCACGUGACGAUUUCAAACCGAGCGGUGAGUGGGACAUUGUGUCGCUGCCAGGAAGGAAGAAUGAAGAUCCGAACGAUAUCAGAUACCUGGAUAUCACCUAUGAUUUUAUCAUUAAGAGGAAACCUCUGUUCUACACCAUCAAUCUGAUCAUUCCCUGCAUCCUCAUCACAUCCCUGGCUAUUCUGGUGUUCUAUCUCCCAUCCGACUGUGGUGAGAAGAUGACGCUCUGCAUCUCAGUUCUUCUGGCCCUGACUGUGUUCUUACUCCUGAUCUCAAAGAUAGUGCCACCUACAUCUCUAGCAGUGCCUCUGAUUGGGAAGUACUUGAUGUUCGCCAUGGUGUUGGUCACCUUCUCUAUUGUCACCAGCGUUUGCGUGCUCAACGUGCACCAUCGCUCUCCCAGCACACACACCAUGCCACCAUGGGUGAAGCGUGUCUUCCUGAACCAGCUGCCCUCCUUUCUGUUCAUGCGGAGACCUGGCAGCUCCAACAUCCGGGAGAGGUUUCGGAAAAAGCACCAGAAGCAGAAGUAUGCAGAGCAGAAGCUGUGUGGAGCAGAAGGUGGGAUUGGAGGCGGAGUGGCAGAUUCCUCCUCUUCCGUCUUUGUGAACGAAGACUCAGCCAAGCGCUACGGCUGGAGGAUCAGUGACCUGUCAGAAAACACAGAGUUCAGAAGGAGGAUGACUCUUAAGAGCAACAUUGAUGUGGAGGAUGCAGUGGAUGGGGUGCGCUACAUUGCUGAGAAGAUGAAGAGUGAAGAUGAUGAUGAAGGGAUUAUUGAAGACUGGAAAUACGUCGCAAUGGUGAUUGACCGUCUCUUCCUUUGGAUCUUUGUUUGUGUUUGUGUGGUUGGGACAGUGGGCCUCUUCGUGCAGCCUCUGUUUCAGAACUACAACACCCCCAUUGUUGAGGACUUGGAGCAUAACUGAAACCAGAGCAUCAAACUCAAAUUUUAACCUGACUGAGAAAUGAACUUUAGUUCCCUUAACAAACACAGCUCUGGGAUUUUUUGCCACAUGAAAGGUUUCACACACUGUUCACUGCACCUUGACUGGAAAACCAGACUUUUCAAGCUUCAUUCUGCCCUCAUCCAUCACCCGUCUUCUCCUGCUUUCUCUGUUCCACACCACGUUUAAACUAAUAUUUUAUUUCCUCAAACCUGAGUGCUAAGGUUAGCCAAACUUGAGUAAGCAGUAAUAAGAGGCAACAGCUAAAAAGAACAGUGGCCAAGAGGACAAGACUAGUUCUACAGCCAACGGCAUCAAACUGUGAAAAAGAAAAAGGUGUUAGAGCAAACACUGUUAUUGUCAAUCUUUGUAACAGCAGUUUCUUUCUUUCACUCAUUUUUUAAAAUCUAACAUCAAACAAUAGCUACAUUUUUGUUUCUUGAUCAAAUGUAAUGGAAAUAAAAUGACUUAUUAUUUGGAACCAUCAAAGACAGGAAGACACUAGUUUGUUUCUGAUUUUAAAACCAGUAAAAAGCUAUAAAAUCGGAUCCUUACAUUGACAGUAAAGCCUUUUAGAGAAGCUCUGUGGAGAUAAAGGAUCUGGGAUGCCCUUUUUCUUCACCAGUUCCAUCUAUACAGUUAGAGUUUACAAUAUUUAGGAAGAGACUAAUGGCACAAGAAGCAACAGACUCUUUAAAUAAAAAUAUCCAAGUUUAGUUUGAGAAAAAAGCUUUAUUUAAAUAAAAAAAAAAAGUUGUUGAAGAAGCUAUAAUAAUGCAAAAAGGAGUUUGCUGCUCUCUGUGUCAUUUGCGUAAAUUUAAAGCUCUGGCUUUGAGCAGUUUACAGUCAUUACCAAGGCAACAAGCAAUAAUAUUUAACCAUUAAAAGAUUUUUUGCAAUUAGUAUGCAUUUGAUGAGACAGAUUGUUUCACUGUGUUUUUUUAUUAGGUAAGACAACUUGUCUGUGCCAACUGCACUCACCUGUCACUGCUGCUAAUGUUUACCAGCAAAAAUGCCUGGUUAAAUGUUACUUUGUUAAUUGUUUUGUCAUUUAGUAGAGGACUGAAAGACACUAUUUCUUUUUCUCCCCCCUCCUCAGUCACUUAUGUUUUGUGGGUUUUAUCCUUUAAAAUUAAAACUGAGGUGGGGUUUAUGUAUCUCGCAAAGAGGGAUUAAUAAACGGAAAUGAGAGUAACAAAUGAUCAC
Oryzias latipes (Japanese medaka) is the source of this 3014-nucleotide messenger RNA. Its product is annotated as neuronal acetylcholine receptor subunit beta-2-like. Gene Ontology annotation, cellular component: postsynaptic membrane. Gene Ontology annotation, molecular function: acetylcholine-gated monoatomic cation-selective channel activity; transmembrane signaling receptor activity. Gene Ontology annotation, biological process: monoatomic ion transmembrane transport. The record is from RefSeq and is a predicted model, not a curated record. Lineage: Eukaryota; Metazoa; Chordata; Actinopteri; Beloniformes; Adrianichthyidae.